Messenger RNA from Planococcus citri (citrus mealybug), 369 nucleotides. It is a transcript of the gene Ms, whose product is annotated as Myosuppressin. Bases 1 to 369 code for a protein of 122 amino acids. The transcript has 3 exons. NCBI's taxonomy places the organism in Eukaryota, Metazoa, Arthropoda, Insecta, Hemiptera, Pseudococcidae. The record is from RefSeq and is a predicted model, not a curated record.
AUGAAAUUAGUGACGAAAUGGUUUUGUAAUAGAAACCUGUGUACGUAUAAGAUGAAAUUCCUGUAUGUCUUCGCAUUUCUGACAACCGCCACAAUCACAUUAAAUAUAUGUAAAGCGGAUACAAUUUCACCACCACCACAAUGCGAUCCAAAUGUUAUAGAAGAAGCGCCGUAUCAAUUACGUAAAGUAUGUGCCGCAUUGUCAACCAUUUAUCAGUUAUCAAAUGCAAUGGAAUCAUAUAUUGAAGAAAAAGCACCGCGACAAUUACAAUAUUUAAGAGCCGGUAACAGUAACGAACGAUUCGACAACAGCGUGAAAAGGCAAGACCUGGAUCACGUGUUUCUUAGAUUUGGAAGACGUCGUCGUUGA